Molecule: messenger RNA, 423 nt
Organism: Gryllus bimaculatus (two-spotted cricket)
Lineage: Eukaryota; Metazoa; Arthropoda; Insecta; Orthoptera; Gryllidae
Source: the annotation of a GenBank genome assembly
GACAGAGGGCGUUGGGAGGGGAAGGUGGGCUCUGAGCAGAAUGCAAACCGAUCCAGAGCGGCGAGAAGGAAUCACCGAAUCCCCAAAGAGGGGCCAGGAGCCCAAAGUGGCCCAAGAGAGAGCCGAGGGCAGAGGGAGUCUCUGGGCGAUGGGGGCGGGGGCUCGAGGCAGCUGCAGAUGCGAGCACGAGGGGCGAAGAGGCAAAAGGGGAAGGCGAGGGCGCGCAGGCAAACGCAGCGCCAAUGGGAGCAGGAGAAUCGCGACCUGGACGACGACUUGGACGCCUCAGGAAUGUUUGAGGGUGCACCACCAGUCCUUCGAGGGUGGUUGAUGCGGGCAAGGCUCUUUCCGGGGUCCAUUGGAGAGGAAUUGCACUGGACCCAGCAACUGGCGGAUUAUUUUUUACAUAAUACGUACUCCUGA